This is a messenger RNA of Myxocyprinus asiaticus (Chinese sucker), 2046 nucleotides long. RefSeq names its product beta-1,3-galactosyltransferase 6-like. Gene Ontology annotation, molecular function: UDP-galactosyltransferase activity. Gene Ontology annotation, biological process: glycosaminoglycan biosynthetic process. Gene Ontology annotation, cellular component: membrane. The record is from RefSeq and is a predicted model, not a curated record. The transcript has 2 exons. Lineage: Eukaryota; Metazoa; Chordata; Actinopteri; Cypriniformes; Catostomidae. The coding region runs from base 312 to 1316 and encodes 334 amino acids.
CAGUCUGGGGUUGUGAACGUCACUGGUGUCAACGGAAGUGAAGAAAGACAGUGUUCAUGUGUGUUUUAGAAAAAUGACGCGUUCAAAACGAACACAUUUUCUCAGUUAAUCUGGCCUCAUUGGUCUUUUAAAUGCGGCAGGUUUGUGCAUCUGCUGUCUGUACUGGAGAAACAGCAGCAGCAUUGAUAAAUGUCUAGCAGAUCAGCUGUUGUUACAAAACACAACAGCAUCUUAUAAUACUAAUAAAGAUGCACAGGAUGAGCCAUAAGUACAGCAAAUAAUCGGGUUGGCGGAAAUCUACCAGUAACAUCAUGAAUCUGAUCCGUCUUGUGUGUCGUCAUAAGACAGCCCUGGCAUUUGCUGUCCUUUUCCUGUUUGCCAUAGUCCUCCUCUUCCUCGCCAAAUGUACAUCCGAGACACUCAAGCCAGCUGAAUCCCCAGGGAUGGCACCACAAGCUGAGUCAGGACAGAAGCAGCCAGCAGAGUCUGCUCGUGUCAAAGAGCUCUCAGCAUUCCUGGUUGUUCUCAUCACCACGGGGCCAAAGUACACAGAGCGCCGAAGUAUUAUUCGGAGCACGUGGCUGACCAAGCAGGAUCCCGAAGUGCUCUAUUGGUUUGUCAUCGGCACAGAGGGGCUACCAGCUGAAGACCUUCAAAACCUCGGAACCGAGCAGGUCCGUCAUCACGACCUCCUCUUGCUCCCUGACCUCCGGGACUCGUACGAGAACCUCACGCAAAAGCUGCUCCAUAUGUACUCAUGGUUGGACCAGAAUGUGGACUUCAAAUUUGUGCUGAAGGCUGAUGACGACACUUUCGCUCGUUUGGAUCUCCUCAAGGAGGAACUGAAGAGCAAGGAGCCCAACCGCCUCUACUGGGGCUUCUUCUCCGGCCGUGGAAGAGUUAAAACGGCCGGGAAAUGGAAAGAAAGUGCCUGGGAAUUGUGUGACUACUACUUGCCCUAUGCUCUGGGUGGGGGCUACGUGCUUUCGUCUGACCUUGUGCACUACGUACGUCUCAAUGUAGGGUUUCUAAAGACGUGGCAGAGUGAAGAUGUGUCCUUAGGUGCAUGGCUGGCCCCCGUGGACGUGAAACGGCUUCACGAUCCACGCUUUGACACGGAGUACAAGUCACGCGGAUGCAGCAAUAAAUACCUGGUAACUCACAAGCAGAGUUUAGAGGACAUGUUGGAAAAGCAUCAAACGCUACAAAGAGACAGGCGUCUGUGCAAAGAGGAAGUCAAACUGAGGCUGUCCUAUAUUUACGACUGGAGCGUCCCGCCUUCUCAGUGUUGCCAACGCAAAGAUGGCAUUCCUUGACUUUUCUAGACCCGUGUUUUUCACCUUGCUAUUUAUUUAUUUAUUAUCAAUGUUGUGUGUGUUUAACUGUAAUAGCAUUUCUGAACCUUUUGAAAAGGCUAUUUUUUAACUCGGAAGAUAGUAUUACGGAAUUGGCAAGGUAGUGUUGUAAAAUGUUACAGAAAAGCUGCUAUUUUGGAAUUUUAAACUGCAAAUAAGGUGUUCUUAUUAGGUUGCCUAAUAAGGGGUUAACAAACUGGAUUUACAGGCAGCCUGGUUUUUACCAGUCUAUGACUGAUUAUGUGGUCUUUGCAACCAGAUAUUUCUGUGUAUACCUUCUGACUUUGAUAUUCACUGAUAGAUUUGUCCAUUUCAUCUUAUAUUUAUAAUCCAGUGAUGCUUAGACCUGUCUCUAUUGUAAUAAAUAUACAUGGUUGAGAAAUGUGAACCUGAAAUGGAGGGGCCAGACACCUCAAACAAGCAGUUAAUUUAUAGGAAAAGAAAAAAAAAAACUUGAAGAUAAAUGAUUCUGAUAAAUGAGUAUUCUGAUGAACCACAAACAAUGUUAUCCUUUAGGAUUGAAAGCCAGAGUUUGCAAGCUCACACAUUUGCCAUACAGUAACCAUGACUUGAGGACUUUGAUAAUGUAUACUUGUCCAUGAGGCUUUAUGACUGUAUUUCUGUUUUAUGUGUUCAGCUGUUGUAAAAUGAUGUACCUUGAAAAUAUUAUUAAAUGUUUCUUUUUUUGUUG